Messenger RNA from Caenorhabditis elegans, 1738 nucleotides. It is a transcript of the gene T08D2.8, whose product is annotated as TOG domain-containing protein. Lineage: Eukaryota; Metazoa; Nematoda; Chromadorea; Rhabditida; Rhabditidae. Gene Ontology annotation, molecular function: tubulin binding; microtubule plus end polymerase activity; microtubule plus-end binding. The transcript is spliced from 6 exons. Gene Ontology annotation, biological process: spindle organization; microtubule polymerization; establishment or maintenance of microtubule cytoskeleton polarity. Gene Ontology annotation, cellular component: cytoskeleton. Bases 572 to 1738 code for a protein of 388 amino acids. The record is from RefSeq and is marked reviewed.
AGACAACUUCCGAGCGUCUCCAGAAGGAUCUUAUCGAUUGGUUUGGAAUUCCGUCUCCCGAGUCAAAACAGACACUUUUACACUUUAUUUACGCUUAUUUCUGCCGCCAAUGCGUCCCGGAUAUCCAAUUUAUUAAGACGAUCGUUCCGUUGAUUGUUAAGGCUUCCUCCGAAAGUGACGUCACAGUGCGCGACAAGGCGUGCCAGGCGCAGGCUUCAUCAAACGCCUGAUAGGCGACACAAUCACCGCCUUCCUCGGCCCAAUCUCCACAGAAACGGCGAAAAUCAAAAAAAUCAAUCAAUAUCAGCAAGAAGCCGCUGAGGAAUUCAAAAAAUUCCAGGAAACUCAGCCGAAAGCCGGCGGCGGCGGUGAAGCUGAAAAUUUGGAUGAAAAUGUGCCUGAAAAUCAAGAAAAUUCGCCGGAAAAAGCUGAAAAACCACAAGUUUUAGACGCGUGGGAGCUCCUGGAGCCGGAAGAUUGCUCCAAAAAAUUCGAUAAAUCCGUCGAAACUCAACUAAUCGAUAAAAAUUGGAAAGAACGGCUCGCCGGCGCUGAAAAUGUGAAAAAAUCGAUGGAAAACGUGGGGAGAAUCGAAAUUUCCGAACGAUUAACGGAAAUUUCGAAGAUUUUGAUGAAAAUUGUCGAAAAAGAUGUUAAUGUUAAUGUCGGCGCGAUUUCCGCGCAAAUUUUGGCGGAAAUUGCGAAAAAAUCGAGAUUUUCGUUUUCGGCACUUGCUCUGCGAGCAUUUCCCGUGGUUUUUGACAAGUUGAAGGAUAAAAAUGCGAUUUUGAGAGAUGCGCUGGUGGAGUUUUGUGAUGAAGCAGCGAAUACGACGCCCCUGUCCGCCUACUCAGAAGCUGGAUUGAGCAACAAAAAUCCACAAGCUCGACAGCAAACUGCUCUAUUUUUGAGCCGAUUUUUCGCGAAAAACGACCCGAAAAUAGUGGAGACGGAGGAGGUGAAGCAGCUCGCCGAGCACAUUUUGAAGACAUCCAACGACGCUGACAAAGAAGUGCGCAAGGCGGCCCUCCGAAUUGUUGCCGCCGUGCAAAAAUGCCUUGGAGAAGGUGUGGCGAAGCGUCUGUUGGCUGAAGUUUAUCAUGAUAAGCUUAAAACGGAAAAGCUUCCCCCGCUUAUCGAAGAGCUCGAGAAGGAAUUCGAGAGCUCGGCGAGCCCUGAGAUGCUCCGACUCGCCAAACACUACAAAAUCGGCUCCUCCAGCACCUCUGCUCCACCGAAAACCGCCGCCGGAGCCCCAAAGCGUUUGUCUUCUGCGGUUGCUCCACGACGAGCUCCGCCAGCUUCAGCUGCUCCAACUCGUCGAGCCCCAUCUCCAAAAGCUCCGGUGGUGGCUCCGACUCGAAGAGCUCCGUCGCCAAAAGCUCCAGUGGCUCCGGUGGCUCCUGUGAAGCCUAAACCGUUCGUGGCGAGACCUGCGCCGAAUUUUGGGAAGCCCAGAGCUGCGGUUGCACCCGCUAGAGCUCCGCAAAUCACGCAGAGAGCGCCAGCAGCCACCCGUCCAGCCACGUCAGCAAUCCGAGUGAUCCCGAUAGCUCCAAAUGUGGUCAGAAAUGGUGCUCCAGCGGCUCCGCGGAAACCAAUUGAAAUAGCUCGACCACAGACUUCAAGUGGAAUUGCUGCUCCGGGAGCUCCCAGAUCGAGAAUCGGUACGAAAUUUGGCUGGAAAUGGACUGAAAAUGGCCUGAAAAAGCCUGAAAUUUUCAUGAAAAAAGCCUGA